GAGAAGAGGUUCUCCUGCACUGAGUGCGGGAAGGGUUUCCAUUCUAAAUCCAAACUUAAUGUGCAUAAAAGAACUCACACGAGGGAGAAGCCAUAUUCCUGUCCUGAGUGCGGGAAAUGUUGUUUACAGAAAUCACAUCUUAUUACACAUCUAAGGCUUCACACAGGAGAAAAACCAUACUUCUGUUCUGAGUGUGGAAAAUAUUUUUCAGACAAGUCCUUUUAUCAUAGACAUCAGAGAUUACACACAGGGGAGAAGAAAUUUUCCUGUCCUGAGUGUGGGAAAUGUUUUUCAGAUAAGGCAAGUCUUUUCACACAUCAAAGAUCUCACACGAAAUGUUUUUCAGAUAAGUCCAGUCUUUGCAGACAUCAGAAAUCUCACACGGGGAAGAAGCCGUAUUCCUGUUCUGAGUGCGGGAAAUGUUUUUCACAGAAGUACAAUCUUUCCACACAUCAGCGAUAUCACACGGGGGAGAAGCCAUAUUCCUGUCCUGAGUGCGGGAAAUGUUUUUCAAUUAAGUCCCAUCUUCACACACAUCAGAGAUCUCACACGAAAUGUUUUUCAAGUAUGUCCCAUAUUCACACACAUCAGAGAUCUCACACAGGGGAGAAGCCAUAUUCCUGUCCUGAGUGCGGGAAAUGUUUUUCACAGAAGUCCAGUCUUUACGCACAUCAGAGAUCUCACACGGGGGAGAAGCCAUAUUCCUGUCCUGAGUGCGGGAAAUAUUUUUCACAGAAGUCCAGUCUUUACAGACAUCAGAGAUCUCACAAGGGGGAGAAGCCACUUUCCUGUCCUGAUGCGGGGAAAGUUUUUUCACAUAAAUCCAGUCUUAACACACAUCAGAGAUCUCACACGGGGGAGAAGCCAUAUUCCUGUCCUGAGUGCGGGAAAUGUUUUUUCACAAAAAUCAGUCUUUACACACAUCAGAGAUCUCACACGGGGGAGAAGCCCUAUUCCUGUCCUGAGUGUGGGAAUGGUUUUUCAGUGAAGUCCAGUCUUUACACACAUCAGAGAUCUCACACGGGGAAGAAGCCACAUUGCUGCCUGAAUGUGGGAAAUGUUUUUCAGUGA
This is a messenger RNA of Staurois parvus, 1071 nucleotides long. The record is from the annotation of a GenBank genome assembly. NCBI's taxonomy places the organism in Eukaryota, Metazoa, Chordata, Amphibia, Anura, Ranidae.